AUGGGCAGAGACAUUAUCACUUUAGAUGACUUGACAGUCAACAACUUGGGAACUUUUAAGAAGCUCAUACUGGUUACAUUGCCAACAACUUACCCAGAGUCAUGGUAUAAGGACUCGUUGAAUAGUGAUCAAAUUGUAAAGAUUGCAUUCUACAGCGAAUUGCCAGUGGGCGAGAUAAAAGGCAAGCUUAUCAACUCGUCUCAUAACAUUCCUACAUUUGAAGUUGCCAGUGCUGUCCAGUUAAAUUCGAAAAUCAUUCCAAACGCUGUGUACUUGGAAUCUCUUUCUGUUUUGGAGGCAUAUCGGGCAUUGGGAAUCGGAUCGAAACUUUUGAACUGGGCAAUUGAGGAAGCCAAACAGAGAUUUGUUCACGAAAUUGUUUUGCAUGUCCACGUGGACAACACUGCUGCCAUCGAAUGGUACAAGAAGAAGGGAUUUUCUCAAGUCGGAGAGAAAGUAGUCAACUACUACAAGGAGCAGGGCUUAGAGAACCCAGAUGCCGUUAUACUAUCAUUGAAAUUUUAG
Messenger RNA from Sungouiella intermedia, 525 nucleotides. The record is from the annotation of a GenBank genome assembly. Lineage: Eukaryota; Fungi; Ascomycota; Pichiomycetes; Serinales; Metschnikowiaceae.